This is a messenger RNA of Aspergillus ibericus CBS 121593, 1377 nucleotides long. Its product is annotated as MFS general substrate transporter. The record is from RefSeq and is a predicted model, not a curated record. The coding region runs from base 1 to 1377 and encodes 458 amino acids. Gene Ontology annotation, biological process: transmembrane transport. Lineage: Eukaryota; Fungi; Ascomycota; Eurotiomycetes; Eurotiales; Aspergillaceae. Gene Ontology annotation, molecular function: transmembrane transporter activity. The transcript has 3 exons.
AUGGCGACUGCAGACGUCUCACCACCAGUCCCGCUCCGACAGCGGGUGGUCUCGAUCUGGCGGUCCAUCCCCUUCCAGAUCGCCAUCGCCAGCGGAGUCUCCUUCACGGCUCCCGGUAUGUGGGAUGCGCUGAACAACCUGGGCGCUGGCGGUGCCGCCAAGCCCUAUGCCGUCUCCGCGGCCAAUGCCGUCCUGUACGCCCUGUUCGCCGUGGUCUGCGUGGCGGCCGGUGCCAUCAACAACCGCAUCGGCCUGCGGUUUGGCUUGGCGCUCGGCAGUAUCGGCUAUCCGAUUUAUGGUGCCGGACUGUACACCAAUAAUUACUCGCCCACCACCUGGUUCCUGUUGUUUGGUAGCGCCUUGUGCGGCCUGUCCGCCGCCUUUUUCUGGGCCGCCGAGGCCGCCAUCAUCAUCGGAUACCCCAGCCCGAGAGACCGCGGGUUCUAUCUGGCCAUCUGGCAAACGGCCAAAGCCGCUGGCCCCAUCGUCGGCGGUGCCAUUAACCUCGGUCUCAAUGCCCGGACAUCCACCCAAGGCUCGGUCAGUGCGGGCACCUACAUCGUCUUCAUCGUCAUCAUGUGCCUGGGCCUGCCGAUCGCCCUCUUUCUCAGCCCGGCGGAGAAGGUGCAGCGGAAAGACAAAACCCUCAUCGUCGUCCAGCGGCAGACCUCGUGGCUGGCCGAAUUCCAGGCCGUCUUUUCGUUGCUGGUCAGCCGCCGCAUCCUCCUGCUGCUGCCCGCCUUCUUCAUCAGUUACUUCUACAACGGCUUCCUCAGCACCUGGCUGACCACGUACUUUACCGUGCGCUCUCGUGCCUUCUCGUCGUUCUUCUCCAACUUUGCGGGCAUCUUCUCCUCCUUCAUGAUCGCCAGUCUGCUGGAUCGGCAAUCCAUUCACAUCAAGACGCGCGCCCGCGUGGCCUUCUCGGCCAUCGUCCUGGUCCUGACCGGCACGUGGAUCUGGGCGACCAUCCUCCAGUAUCAAUUCUACUACGAGUAUCCUGAGUCCCCGGUCUUCGAUUGGUUCCAGGGCGGCUUCGGCAAAUCCUACGCGCUCGUCUUCUUCUGGAACUUUGGCGGUCAGGCGUUCCAACAAUUCCUCUAUUGGCUGGUGGGCCAGUACGCCACCGACAUCUCGUCGCUGUCCCACCACUGCGGGAUUCUCCGAGGCUUUGAGGCGCUCGGCCAGACCGUCGCUUGGGCGAUGCAAUCAGAAGGCAACGCGAACCACUUUGUGAGCAUCGGUCUCAACUUUGGCAUUACCAUCCUCUGCAUCAUCCCCACGUGGAUUAUUAUCUCGGAGCUGGAGCACAGCCAUGAGAUCGAAGUGGUCGCCGAGGAUACCAAGCCCGUUGGCGACCCUGACACGUCCGUCUAA